Messenger RNA from Zychaea mexicana, 753 nucleotides. RefSeq lists its product as uncharacterized. The transcript is spliced from 3 exons. The record is from RefSeq and is a predicted model, not a curated record. The coding region runs from base 1 to 753 and encodes 250 amino acids. NCBI's taxonomy places the organism in Eukaryota, Fungi, Mucoromycota, Mucoromycetes, Mucorales, Lichtheimiaceae.
AUGCGACGAAUCGCGUACAUUGUUAUUGUGAACGCUGUCACGCCCAUCCUGCUAUAUUAUGCCUUGAAACCUCACUUGCCACCCGUAUGGGCAUUGGUACUUUCAAGCACCCCCACAAUCAUAUCUGUCCUCAUCCAAGCAACGUUUCUCAGAUACAUUGAUACCAUCGGUGUUGCGUCCAUAUGUGGCUUUCUCGUGUCCAUCGUAUUGGCCGUUGCCAAUGGCGAUCCUAAACUCAUGCUCAUGCGUGAAUCGCUAAUAACAGCAGCUGCAGGAGCAACGUGCGCAUUGUCACUAUUGCCAGUCCGUAUCCGAUCCUUCGAGUUGAAACCGAUCAUGUACUACCUCGCCAAAGACUUGGCAGCACUCAAACCAGUUUAUGUGAACGAGAGUAAACGACCUCAAGCACGCAUCCUAUUCUAUUGGCGGAAUUCGCGUUAUUGUCGACUGCACAUACGUCUUCUCACAGCGAUCGACAUUGUCUUCCUGGAGCUAGAGUUCGGGUUGAAGCUGUUUUACAUUUUCUCAUUCGAUAUCGACACAGUGGUCAUUGCAAGCAGUAUCACUUGGGGAACGAUUGGUGCAUUGAUAUCUGUGUUCACCAUAUGCUACUCGGUUAGGAUCUUGAAGCAAUUAAAACAAGAUGAAGCAGCCAUGUUUGCCUCUGCUGCUGCUGUACCUGCUACCACUGCUAUUACCGCUACCACCUUACCACUUCAAUGUGAUCUUCAAAAAAAGACAAGCUAUACUUAA